UGAAUUAGUCGGUUUCAGAGUCUAUUAUCAAGUUUUCCAAGGCAACUCUAAUACAUUGACAUAUAGAAACAAUUUAGGUACGGUCUGCUACAUGUCCCCACAUCCACGUGACACUGUUUUCUCAAACUCUUGUUUCUCUUUUCCACACUCAAAAAUCUUCAACCAUAAAUAAAACCCUCUCUCAUUCAACAAUCACCACACACCAUCAUUCAACACAUUCAAAAGUUUCAAUUUACAAGAGAGAAAAAAACACAAAAACACAACAAUGGCCAUUAGAAAAUCCAACAAGCUACCUCAACCUGAUGUUCUCAUCAAGCAAAUUCUUAAAAGAUGUUCAAGCUUUGGCAAAAAACAGGGUUACAAUGAAGAGGGUCAUCCUGAAGAUGUACCAAAAGGUCACUUUGUUGUUUACGUUGGAGAAAACAGAACAAGAUAUAUUGUUCCUAUUUCAUGGCUGCCUCAUCCACAGUUUCAAUGUUUGCUUCAAAUAGCUGAGGAAGAAUUUGGAUUCAAUCAUGACAUGGGACUUACAAUUCCUUGUGAUGAAGUUGUUUUUGAGUAUCUUACUUCCUUGAUCAGAUAAAAAAUAUGGUUUUAAACUGCGGUCUACAACUGCAAUAUAUAGAAUUUUGAGGUUUCUACAUUUCGCUACACUACGAAAGUCUGGAAUGUAACUGCAACCGCAACCUCAACCGCGAGUACUCCUUAAAACCAUGAUGAAGGAAGGGUUUGACACAUUUGAUCAUAGUGAGGUUUAUCUAUAUAAAUCCCUUUGGCAAGUGGUGGUUUCUGAGUUUGACUAAGGAAAUAUUAACACUUCUACUUUUUUUCUUUUCAAUUGUAAAAUAUACACAUGCUAAGUGAAAAUUUCAUUGGCAGUGACAUUUUUAUGUAUUCUUAAUGAGUAAAGAUUUGUUCCAAUAUUACAAAAUGGUUCUGUUUUUA
Molecule: messenger RNA, 945 nt
Organism: Vicia villosa (hairy vetch)
Lineage: Eukaryota; Viridiplantae; Streptophyta; Magnoliopsida; Fabales; Fabaceae
Product: protein SMALL AUXIN UP-REGULATED RNA 12
Exons: 1
Coding region: 266-583 (105 amino acids)
Biological process (GO): response to auxin
Source: RefSeq, a predicted model, not a curated record